Spea bombifrons (plains spadefoot toad) is the source of this 2958-nucleotide messenger RNA. It is a transcript of the gene SMAD1, whose product is annotated as SMAD family member 1. Gene Ontology annotation, biological process: SMAD protein signal transduction; transforming growth factor beta receptor signaling pathway; BMP signaling pathway. The coding region runs from base 351 to 1745 and encodes 464 amino acids. Gene Ontology annotation, cellular component: heteromeric SMAD protein complex. Gene Ontology annotation, molecular function: I-SMAD binding; DNA-binding transcription factor activity, RNA polymerase II-specific; RNA polymerase II cis-regulatory region sequence-specific DNA binding. The record is from RefSeq and is a predicted model, not a curated record. The transcript is spliced from 7 exons. NCBI's taxonomy places the organism in Eukaryota, Metazoa, Chordata, Amphibia, Anura, Pelobatidae.
CGCUCCCUGGCUGGGGUGUAUGUGUUGUGUAUUGGCAGCGGGGCGGCUCCGACUCCCUGACGCCAGUGAGACCAGAUCAAUCCAGGCAGCCGGGGAGAGAGGAGGAGGCGGCUCACAUCCCGGGCUGCUGCUGCUGCUGGGAGGCAUGCGAGCCUCUGCCUACAUUGUGCCCCGCCGACAAGCCGUACCCCAGUGAGCGUUCCCGCGCCGCCAGGAUCUGUUUGGCAACUCUUUACUGUGAUUAGUGGUCUGGACAACUACAAUUUGUAGCUGUGAAGCAGAAACAUAAGACCCUCGAGGACGGUCUCGGACUCUUCAGAGAAGUCAGUGGUUUGUAGGGACUAGUCACGAUGAACGUGACCAGCUUAUUCUCCUUUACUAGUCCGGCAGUCAAGAGACUGCUUGGGUGGAAACAGGGAGAUGAGGAGGAGAAAUGGGCAGAGAAAGCUGUGGAUGCCUUGGUGAAGAAACUGAAAAAGAAGAAAGGAGCCAUGGAAGAGCUAGAGAAAGCCCUCAGCUGUCCCGGACAGCCCAGUAACUGUGUCACUAUUCCCCGCUCUCUGGAUGGCCGUCUACAAGUCUCGCAUCGCAAGGGCCUCCCGCAUGUGAUUUACUGUCGUGUCUGGCGCUGGCCUGACCUCCAGAGUCACCAUGAACUGAAACCCCUGGAGUGUUGCGAAUAUCCAUUUGGUUCUAAACAGAAGGAGGUUUGCAUCAAUCCUUACCAUUACAAGAGAGUGGAAAGUCCAGUUCUUCCGCCAGUCCUUGUUCCAAGGCACAGUGAAUACAACCCACAGCACAGUCUUCUGGCCCAGUUCCGCACCAUGGAGCCAAGCGAGCCACAUAUGCCACACAACGCCACUUUUCCAGACUCUUUCCAGCAGCCAAACAGCCACCCGUUCCCUCACUCGCCUAACAGCAGCUACCCCAACUCUCCCGGAAGUAGUAGUACUUACCCUCACUCGCCAGCCAGCUCCGAUCCAGGAAGCCCUUUCCAGAUUCCAGCAGACACCCCUCCUCCUGCUUACAUGCCUCCUGAUGAUCAGAUGACCCAGGAUAACUCUCAGCCGAUGGACACAAACAUGUUGGUGCCUACCAUCCCUCAAGAAGUAAACCGAGCAGAUGUUCAAGCUGUUGCGUAUGAGGAGCCAAAACACUGGUGUUCUAUUGUCUACUAUGAGCUCAACAAUCGUGUAGGAGAAGCGUUCCAUGCCUCCUCCACAAGUGUGUUGGUGGAUGGCUUUACUGAUCCUUCAAACAACAGGAACAGAUUUUGCCUUGGGCUCCUGUCCAACGUUAACCGCAACUCCACUAUUGAGAACACCAGGCGGCACAUUGGAAAAGGUGUUCACUUGUAUUAUGUUGGUGGGGAAGUAUACGCCGAGUGCUUGAGUGAUAGUAGCAUUUUUGUUCAGAGUCGAAAUUGUAACUAUCACCAUGGAUUCCACCCUACCACCGUCUGUAAAAUACCCAGUGGCUGCAGCCUGAAGAUUUUCAAUAACCAGGAGUUUGCUCAACUCUUGGCCCAGUCUGUAAAUCAUGGCUUUGAGACGGUCUAUGAGCUGACGAAGAUGUGCACUAUCCGUAUGAGUUUUGUCAAGGGUUGGGGUGCAGAGUACCAUCGCCAGGAUGUAACAAGUACCCCCUGCUGGAUUGAGAUUCACCUUCAUGGCCCUCUUCAGUGGCUGGAUAAAGUACUUACUCAGAUGGGCUCACCCCAUAACCCUAUCUCCUCGGUCUCCUAAUGGAGUAGGACAUUUCUGCCUCUUGAUGUGCAGCAGAGCCGUGCAUGUACUUGAAGGAUGUAGGAUUCAGACACAUACAGGCAAAGAGGACUUCCUUUUUUUUUUUUUCUCCUCGUUUAAAUCCGAGAGCCUCAAAUACUUGACGCUUGUGACCAACUCUAAACAGGAACUGUUUGAAAAUGAUCUUCAAGUCCAUAGCACAGUUGCUACCCUAAUGAAAUGUGAUCCCCCCUGAGUCGCAGCAAAUGCUUGCUUUUGGAUUUCUUGUCCACAGUAUAGCAUUGUCAUCUAACAGUGCUUUGUUAGGUUAGACUGUGCGCACAAACUAAAGCGAUACAAUUUGUAUUUUGAGGCUUUCAGUAGUGACCAGCAUUCUCACAAACUAUAUUUUUGGGGGGGGGCAGCAUUAGAAUAAAACCUGAAUAUCCAUUUGAAGUUUUCUGGAUGUCUCGGCUACAUUAAAACAAGUAGUUUCAGUAGUUGUUGUACACAGAAGACUAACGUUUUUUUUUCUUUUUCCCUUACACACUGAACUGUUGGGGUAUAUCGCUUAUUUUGUACAUCUUUCCCCUUUCUUUACAAUGAAGCAUUACGAAUAAUUUUUUUUUGGGGGGGGGGGUGAAGCUGUUCCAGUAAGGCCAUUUCAUAUCUGCUGUGCAAUCCCUUUCAUGUCCUAGUUUAUCCAGUCUGUUGGUACCUUCUUGCAGCUGCCGGUAUGGGUAACAUUUAAACACAAUUUUGUUUUGUUUGUUUUUGUUUUCCCCCCUCUCUGCAGUUUUUAACUAUUUUUUUUUUAAUAUGCUUCACUGUUCUCCUUUUUUGUCGGAGGUGCUUGGAUUGGGUGGGUACUCCCUUAUAGCGGACAUGUAAGAAAUGCCUUUAGUACAUUUUAUUGCUAGAGUAUUCUGCUAUGGAUCAAGCCCAACUCUUUGCUUAAGAGCUAGACCUUUUAAGGGCUUGCAGGAAGACUGGAUUGCAAACAACGCCUGAAUAAAUUUUCUUCCAAGCUUACAAAUUUGGAUUGGUUUGAUAACUCCGAUUCGCGCAAUUUUUUUUUUUUUUUUUUAUAUUGUUACUUUUUGUACUAUUUGUUUUCUCUUAGUCUUUUAUAUUCACAGUUAAGCUGUAGUACUUGUAUAAAGUACUUUUAUUCCGAAAUCUAGUGGAUUGUGUCUGCUAGAAAUUUAAAUAAACUGUCAUUUGCUUACCAGCA